This is a messenger RNA of Siniperca chuatsi (mandarin fish), 5660 nucleotides long. RefSeq lists its product as uncharacterized. Gene Ontology annotation, molecular function: protein binding. The coding region runs from base 1984 to 3891 and encodes 635 amino acids. The transcript has 18 exons. NCBI's taxonomy places the organism in Eukaryota, Metazoa, Chordata, Actinopteri, Centrarchiformes, Sinipercidae. The record is from RefSeq and is a predicted model, not a curated record.
AACCCAGCCCCCCCCCGCUUCUCAGUCGGCCACGUGCGCUUACAGCCGCCUCCAACCAGCGGGAAGCACGCGCUGGACUCUGCGGCUGGAAUUCAAACUUUAGCCGUCUGUCAGAGAGACCUCCAGCGGCAGAGAGGCUCGGGCGUAGAUGGAUGUAGCGGAUGAAUUAACCGGACAAAGGAGGGAAUCUGACCGACGGUGUGACGUGUCGGGGCCGAGACGAGGAUUACCGGUCUCCAACGGCGGGGGGAUUUUUUUCUCUAAAAAUAGGCGACUUUCGGCACGCGCAGCCUGCUGCAGGACUGCACGCCUCCACCGAGAGAUGCCAACCGAGAGCUCGGCUUGCUGAAAGUAAAGGAAGAUUUCUCAUUUCCCUCAAAACCGAAUUCCCCCCCUCAGAAAUGUGCUCGGAGCUCCUCGGUGGAUUAUAAGAGUCAGUUGGCAGUUGUGUGAUUUAUUGUUGAUCACGGAGGACGGAGCCGGACACCGCCCGGACCCGGAUCUUCUUACCUUGGUUUUGGGAACGAAAGAGACAGCCAGGUUCCCAGCCCUGCGUGCUGACGGAUGGGAAACGCGCACAUUACCGGAAUAUUUUGGGGUUGACAUUGUUGUUAUUAAAUAGGCCAUACCUGCAGGAAUAGCUGCUUGUUUUGGGACCAGACCAGCCGUCCAGAGCCCCAAACGGAUGCUUGGAUAGGGGAAAGGGUUAUUUGCACUCAAGGACACCCUCGGUGUUGGUGGGUGUAGUUUCUCAUAUUAUUUGGCUUUUGAAGCACAAACCGGAUCUGCGCACGGAUUUGUACCGGGACAUGAGAUGAACGUUUUCGGAAUGAAAGCUAUUUAGCCUCCCAACAUCACUUUUCUGUGCUUCAUGUGGCUUUGGAUGUCUCUCUGAGGACUGGGCUCGACUGGAGGAGCAAACGCACACGGAUGGAACGAGCUCCGACGUCCCUGUUACUUUAAACACGUUAUUUGAAUAACGUUAAUUAGGCUCGGAAAGCGAAUGGGAGGCUGGCAGGAGUUUUUGGGCAGCCGUACGACCCCUCCACCCACCCACCCUUCUUGUUUGAGGAUCUGUGUGUACGUGAGUGCUUGUCGUGGGUUUGACGGUGAAACCACCGGCACCUGGAUUCCCGCUUCGCCCCAUUUUUUCCCUUCUGUCUGACUGCGCGCGCGUCUGUUCCGGUAAUUCCGCUUUUGCCGUUGCCGCUGCUGCUUCUACCGCUGUCCGGUCCCACACACACACACACACACACACACACACACACACACACACGCACUCCCGUUUUUUGCAGCCCCAGAAAACUGCCAAGAUAGCCCCUCUCUCUCCCGGUGCGGACGGGAGAGGAGUCGCGCAGGAGAGGAGACCGGGAGUUGGUAGAAGCUGCCGAGCCCGGUCGCCGUUUUGAAAGCCUGUCGGGGCUUCUCAUUGUGAUUUAACUCAUCCGUUACCUGAGGGAUCGGGAGAGGACGGAUUCUGGAGGAAAAAGACAAGACAAGGCAAGAGGAGCUGGAGACAGAUGAAGGUGUCGGGAAGGAUUGAUCUGGCAACCAGAUGACAGAAAGGUAUGAUGGUGCCCUUGUUAGCUUGUCAUCAUGUUGUAACCCUGAGGCCAGUGAUGUGACUGGAAUUUGAAUUCACCAUAAAAGGACUAACUGAGGACUCCCUUCUUCCCCAAGAAACUCAGGGAAUCUUGGCAGACUUUGACAGACAGCUGGUUGAGCCAGUGACAAACUUCGAGGACAUUUAACACCCGUCUGCAGAGUCCUCCGGUCAAACCAACGUAGGCGUGCGCACCACAAGUACGUGCACGUGAACCCGGAUGAGCGCCAGCGCUGUUUCAUGCCCUGUGCGAAGAGGACGGCCCCCCUCCCUGCUAAAGAGGCUGUUGCAGAUCAAAUCCAGUCAUCGCAUCACAGCUGGACUUGGCCCAGAUUGGCUCACUCGAUAAAGAAAUAUUGAAAUCGUCCGAAUCAGUAGCCAUGGAUGUCAUCUCCUCGCUGGUUUGCCCUCUCCUCCUCGUCCUCCUGUCCACCUGCUCCUCCUCCAUGCUGUGUCCGAAGCGGUGCACCUGCCAGAACCUUCUGCCGUCCUACACGGUGCUGUGUGCCAAGACGGGCCUCCUCUUCGUCCCGCCCAACAUCGACCGCCAGACAGCCGAGCUCAGGCUGAUGGACAACUUCAUCACAACGCUGAGGCACCGCGACUUUGCCAACAUGUCCAGCCUGAUUCACCUGACCCUGAGCAGAAACACCAUCAGUCAGAUCCGGCCGUACGCCUUCGCUGACUUGCAGGAUCUCCAUGCUCUCCACCUGGACGCCAACCGCCUCACCACCCUGGACGACUCCCACUUCCAGGGCCUGGUGAACCUGAGGCACCUCAUCCUGGCCAACAACCAGCUGCACAGCAUAUCAGAGGGAGCCUUUCAGGACUUCCUGGAGACUCUGGAGGACUUGGAUUUGAGCUACAACAACCUGGUGGACAUUCCCUGGGAGACCAUCGCCCUGCUGGUCAGCGUCAACACCCUCAGCCUCGACCAUAACCUCAUAGAGAGCGUCCCCGAGGGGAUCUUCUCCAACCUGCACAAACUGGCCAGACUGGACAUGACUUCCAACAAGCUGAAGAAGAUUCCUCCAGAUCCGUUGUUCCUGCGGAUCCCGGUGUACGCAAAGAUGAAGGGUUCUCCUCUCACGGCGCUGGUGUUAAGUUUUGGUGGAAACCCUCUACACUGUAACUGUGAGCUGGUCUGGCUUCGCAGACUGACCAGAGAGGACGACCUAGAGACCUGCGCUUCACCUAAAGACCUGGCUGGCAAAUACUUCUGGACCAUUAGAGAGGAGGAGUUUGUUUGCGAGCCACCGAUGAUAACUCGUCACACCUCCAAGAUGUUUGUGAUGGAGGGUCAGGAGGUCAGCCUGCGCUGUAAGUCCAUUGGAGAUCCAGAGCCUUCGACACAUUGGGUCAGUCCCGAUGGAAAGCUGAUCGGCAACACGUCCAGAACCAUCUGCUACGAGAACGGCUCGCUGGACAUCCUCAAGGCCUCAGUCAAGGAUUCUGGAAAGUUCACAUGCAUAGCAUCUAAUGCAGCUGGGGAGGCCACCGCUCCUGUUGAGUUAGUCGUCAAUCCUUCACCACACUUUGACCCUAAACUGGACCCCGACCCGGGGCCUUCGGACAUCCCCACAUCUAUCAAGUCCAACAUCAGUGGAGGUCAGGCCCGGUCCGACCAGCAGAGGGUCAGCGUGUCGGAUCUAACGUCCAGUUCUGCUACCAUCAGAUGGCCCCCGCAGAACCACAUACCAGGAGUUCGCAUGUACCAGAUCCAGUACAACAGCUCCACAGACGAUAUACUCAUAUACAGGAUGAUCCCGGCCAACCACAAGUACUUUCUGCUGAGCGACCUCGCGUCAUCGCGGGACUAUGAGCUGUGUGUUUUGGCCGUCUACGAUGACGGGAUCACCGCCCUGACAGGCACCAAGCUGGUGGGCUGCGUGUCCUUUAGUACGGAGACAGAGUACGGACGCUGUCACUCUAUACGAGACCAGUUCCUGGGAGGUACCAUGAUCAUCAUCAUCGGGGGGAUCAUUGUGGCAUCUGUCCUUGUCUUCAUCUUCAUCCUCCUGAUGAAGUACAAGCUGCACAGUAACCACUACAAACAGAAAGCUGCCGCACGCCAUGCCAACGUCUGUUCCCAGACCAAUGGAGGAGGAGGGGGGGGAGCCAACGUCCUCGCUCUGCCUCCAUCUUCCUCCUCUGCAGGGCAGGGUGGAGGUGCUAAUAAAAACUCCCAACCAUCAUCAUCAGCAGAAGGGAUGGGAGGAGCUUCUCUUCGGGGGACGACUGUAGUGGACUUAAAUCCCACCCAUGACGAUGACGCCAUCUCCCAAUAACACACAAGAAACUGUCAAUCAAACCCACAACCUACCAAUCUCUAAGCCCAAACCAAUACUCCACCUCCCUCCCCCUUUUUUUGAUUUGUUGCUGGUGCCUGGAUCCAAACUCCACUUUACGCCGAGGAGCGGCUCCUGUCACUGAACCACUUUUCCCAUCAGCCUCAUUGCUUCCUGUCCCCCCAGUAAAUGAAUUAUGUCCAUACUGGACGAUUCUGCACAUCAAGACUUACAUCCAGUGCCAACGUUCAGUGGUCAUACAGGAAAUAAUUUACUUACGUUCAGCUUCACAGCGCUGCAGGGAGAAGAGGCGGCAGAGGUGUCCCAGUGGUUUGCAUGGUCACAUCCUUCUAGUGAGCCCUGAUGAUCAGGUAUUCCACCCAGAGACGCACCCUACCCACUGACGCCACCUCACCCCAGAACUCAUGUGAACAUCCUGUGGGCAGCCAGAGGAGGAUAAACAGCCUACCUGUUGACAUGCAAAAGGCUCCACAACGUUGGGAUCGAAUAAGAUGGAUACAGGUCAGGCUCUGGGCUUUGGAACCUGCUCAUGUUCGGUGCUUAACUGGGGCUUGAAACCUUGGAUCAGAGGAAUCAGAGUGAACACAGUCUGGAAUUCAAUGAUCUGAUGGGGUUUAAAGGGUGUCGAGUGGAUUUAGUCUCUGCAUUUGACAGUUGCAAUCCAUGCGGACACUAAAUGCUGCCCUGGUAAUAUACUGAACGGAUUAAUGUGGAUUUGGGAAAACCCAUUGUAUGACAUUUUUCCAGGAUCUUCUCGAUUGUUUUUUGUCAAUGGUCAGUGGCACCGCUCUCCUCUUUCCCCAGCAUACAGUCAUAUGCCAAAGGAUUACUACAGUAUUAUGACAGCAUUAUUACAAUAUUGGGAGAAUAUUCAGACUUCCAAAAGCACACCUCUCUGUUAUCUCUUAGCAGUCAAAGAGAAAAUACAUGUUGGGCCUUGGACUGAAAAUACGAGCACAUUGUCAACGUCUUGUCUCACAGCAUCAAUAAUAACAAACUGUCAAACUAAACGGUGAACUUCUCUGGCACUUUAAUAGUAUGUUUUCAUCUCAUCUCUCUUCCCCUCCUUCCCGCUCUCUCUCUCUCUCUCUCUCUCUCUCUCUCCCUCCCUCUCAUUUUCAUGAACAACUGAAUAGUAUACUCUCCAGUAUUACCAAUCUAACUCUUCUGGCUGCGAAAGACUUAGAUGAUGUUGAAAUAAUCUGUGUUUGCGUCCAUGGUGGAUUGGUUCUCUCUAUGUUGGAGUAUUAAAAAAAACCUUGGUGUCCCGAGAAUGGAGCCUUGAGGAACACCAGCGAGGAUUUCUCGCCAAACUUAAAGCACAGACGUCUGGCUCUACAUUUGAUGGUGAAAAUGGUGAAUUCUGAUGUUCUGUUUGACACUGGAAAGCAACUGUACCUGUACGAAACAAUGGUGAACUUGACCAUAAGUGUUCCUAUUACUAAAAGCUGGCACUUGAGAUCGUUAAAUGUAUUAAGCGGUUUUAAAAGAUGGCCAGCAGAACUUGCGCUGUCCCGUCCCCUACCUCCCCCUUGCUCCCCCUUUGCCGUUUGACAGUGUCUGUGUUUGUAUGUGACAUACACCUUACAGUCUUCGUUGGUUUGAUACCCAUGAUUUACUUUGAAUAUAACGAAACAAAUGACCACAAUAAGGAGAAAAAACACAACAACAUACGAAAUGGGGAUUUUAUGCUUUCAUAGAUACAAUUAUGUGGAUUUAUAAUGAAAUAAAAAGGUAUUUUUCUUGGA